Coccidioides posadasii C735 delta SOWgp is the source of this 900-nucleotide messenger RNA. Lineage: Eukaryota; Fungi; Ascomycota; Eurotiomycetes; Onygenales; Onygenaceae. The record is from RefSeq and is a predicted model, not a curated record.
AUGAAUCUAGUCAAUCUACCCGGUUCACCUCCCGACUACGAGGUCUCUGAAGCUUGCUACUCCGAAAAUGGAUGUGCAUACGACAGUCUGAAAUACGAGCCGAGCGACCACGAGGUGCCGACGGACAGCUCGCGUAAGACGAAUCGUAUGGGCCGGUACCUCGUCUGGUGCCAAUGCGUCCCAGGCACUCCGUGUCGCGCCCCCGAGCCACACUGCUACCAGAUGCACACCUUCUGCUGGAGCUUCUUGAAUAAAGUUUUGGGGUCGCGCGUGGAGAAUAAUAUGGAUACCCUGCUCGAGAGCAUUGAGGUCGUCUGGGAGCAAGGGACAGCAGCAGCAACGACAACAAGCGACACGCCUUCCGCCGACGACGAGAGCGGUCAACAGCAGCAUUGCCUUGAGGUUCCGCAUUCGGGGAGUUUCCCGGGGACUCUGUCGAUGUUCGGCGUGCCGUCGAGCAAUCCUGCGCUUGAGAGGCUGAUCGAUCAUUGUCGAAUUGACAGCGACAGUUUGAGCGAGAAAGAGGCGAGCAGCGACGACGAGGUUCCUCCGCGCCAGCGACGUGGUAGCUUCGGUCGUCCUGGCAGGUUGCCCGUAGAGUUACAGCUGACCGUGCUCGAUUUUCUUACGGACAUCGCGGAUAUCGGCAAUGCGGUGGCUGCGUUUCAAUGGAGCGUGUCAGGUUCGUACCUCAGACGCCGGUUUCCUUACAAGGCGAUCUACGAGUUGGACGAUAUCUCGACAGACGAGCUGGACUGGUCGGCGUUUAUUAUUGGAUUUAACGAGCUUCUCAUGGAUCCGUCGUGGGGUAUACGCCAUCGGUUGCGCAUCUUUAAGAUUGUGUGCAGCAUUCGCGACAAGUUUCUCGAGCUUGAGCUCGAGAGUGAUAAGAGCGAGUGA